UCGCCGCCGUCUUGCCGCUAGCCUGUCUCACCUCGCGGCCGGCAGCCUUGCGCGACGCGCCGCGCUCUUUCACAUUCAAAAUUAUUCGCAACCAUUGCAAAAACUCUCUGUGCAAUAAAAAUAUAAUCUUGCUUUUCGAUGCGGUCGCAAUUAGUCUUUCAAACAGAGAGCUUGUUAAAACUUUUAAAAUAAAUUAAAAGUGCCUUUAAAACUUUGAAUGCACUCCUCGUUGCAUAUCCCGCGCGCGUCGUUAUGAGAACCCCGUACUGGCGGUCACGUUGACGUCGCGCGGUGCCGCCAUAUCUGUCUCGGCCACCAACUAGCAAAAUUAAUAGGCUCAAAAAAGGUAGUGUCACUUCACUAGAAGAAUGCAAUGACCCGCGCAUUCGGUUUUUGAAAUUUAUCCUUUACCGAUGGAAUGAGGAGUGCACAAUCCCAUUGUUUCAUAUUUUCAUAUGUUUGAACAUCAUUUGUUUUUUUGUUUUUCGGACGAUUAGAGAGUAAUCAUUUUCUUCCAAAAUUACAAAAAUUACAAUUUUAAGAAUGGCGGAGGGUAAUGGAGAAAUAUCCAUUGAAGAGGUACCUGGGAAGGACUCCGAAGUUGGCCGUACACCGGAUUACCGCAAACUCAUUGAUUAUGGCUUGGAUCCUAAGGUGGCUGCUAAGCUGGACGACAUUUAUAAGACUGGAAAGCUAGCGCACGCUGAACUGGAUGAGCGUGCGUUAGAUGCCUUAAAAGAAUUUCCAUCCGACGGUGCUUUAAGUGUACUUGGACAGUUUUUAGAUUCAAAUCUCGAGCAUGUAUCAAAUAAGAGUGCUUAUUUAUGUGGAGUCAUGAAGACCUAUAGACAGAAAAGCAGAGCGGGCGUGCAGGGCGCGCCUGCGCUGUCUGCCGCUGUUCAGGUCAAGGGCCCCGACGAGGAGAAGAUCAAGCAGAUCCUCGCCAGAACGGGUUAUACAUUAGAUGUUACUACAGGCCAGCGCAAGUACGGCGGGCCGCCGCCGGGCUGGGAGGGCGGCACGCCCGGCGCCGGCUGCGAGGUCUUCUGCGGGAAGAUACCCAAGGACCUGUACGAGGACGAGCUAAUCCCCUUGUUCGAGCGUUGCGGCACAAUCUGGGACCUUCGCCUGAUGAUGGACCCCAUGACGGGCACCAACCGGGGCUACGCCUUCGUCACCUUCACCACCAGGGAGGCCACGCAGCGAGCCGUGCAAGAGCUCGAUAAUCACGAAAUAAAACCUGGGAAGACUCUGAGAAUUAAGAUUAGCGUACCGAAUCUGCGACUUUUCGUCGGCAACAUUCCCAAGUCUAAAGGCAAAGAGGAGAUACUGGAAGAGUUUGGUAAAUUAACAGCGGGACUCGUCGAAGUAAUUAUAUAUAGUUCGCCUGAUGACAAGAAGAAAAAUAGAGGAUUUUGUUUUUUGGAAUACGAGUCUCACAAGGCGGCGUCGUUAGCUAAACGCAGGCUCGGCACCGGUAGAAUAAAGGUUUGGGGCUGUGAUAUAAUAGUGGACUGGGCCGACCCUCAGGAGGAGCCAGAUGAGCAAACUAUGAGUAAGGUGAAGGUACUGUACGUGAGGAACCUAACACAAGAGAUAUCAGAAGAGGCGCUGAAGGAAGAGUUCGAGCGUUACGGCACCGUCGAGCGAGUCAAGAAGAUUAAGGAUUACGCCUUCGUCCAUUUCGAUGAUCGGGACUGCGCAGUUAAGGCGAUGCAAGAGCUGGACGGCAAGGAGAUGGGCGGCGCGCGGCUGGAGGUGUCGCUGGCCAAGCCGCCGUCCGACAAGAAGAAGAAGGAGGAGAUCUUGCGCGCGCGCGAGCGCCGCAUGAUGCAGACUCUGCACGUGCGCGGCGGAUUUGAUUGGUGCAGCUGCUCGCCGGUGCACGCGAUGCGCGGGCGCACGCCGCAGCCGCGCCCCCCACAGCCGCGCCCGGACUACGAUUAUGAUUACGACUAUUACGGGUACGGUGAUUACCGAGGUGGCUACAAUGAGCCAUUUUACCGGUACGAUGAGUUCUAUUUUGAUUACGCGGGGCCACCGCAACCGUCCGCCGUCCGCCAGCCUCCGAACAGAGCGCAACCGGGAGCUGGGUCGUGUGGGACGGGCGGGCGAUGGGCGCGGCGCGGGGGGGCGGCGGCGGGCGCGGCUGGGCCCCGCUGUGGUGCGCGACGCGCCGCGCGUGGACGCCGCACUCCCAGCGCCAUUCGUGGCAACCCGCGCGCCAAGCCAAGUUUACCAGGCAAACGUAAAUACGACGGGGGUCACCAGAACCAAGGGGGCGAGACGAAGCGGCGGCUAGGAGCGGCGGCGGCGGCCGCGUUCGGGUGGGAGAGCGCGCCGCCGCUGGCCACGCCGAGCUAGCGCGCGGCGAGCCCUGCGCCCGGAGGCACGACAAACCGCGCAGGGGACUCCCGAGGCCCGGCGACGCGCCCGCACCUCCAAUCCCCGCCCUCUAUCCGGGGGAUCGCUCUUUUUCUAUAUAAAUGUGUUUUUUAAUUUUCGAUUUUGUAACGCAACGAUCCCGUAAAAAACCUUAAAGUAGGACGUUAUGAAAUGUUUCGAAUGUAAGUUUCCCGUUAUGCUUAUGUUUUUCAGUCGUAUUAGCCGUAUAUAUUAUUAUUUAAUAUGUACUUUAUAUUACGUGAGCGCCGGCCGCGGUUGCCUGUUUGCGGCCGCGCGCUCGGGUCGACGACCCAUCGACUGUCUGUUUUUUUUAAUACAUGUUAUUCAAUAUAUUUUAUUCCCGCGAACGCAUUUUGCGAUGUGAUGUGUAUUUUAGCAGUAAUUAUUAUAUUAUAAGGAGUUUGACUGUUGUUUUUUGACAUACUUACAACUUAGGUUACACGAGGAUGAAUUAAUGGAAUGAAAUGAACUCUACUCUAGCAAUUACGGCUAAAAUAAAACCACCCAUGUCUGUAUCGAUAACAUUUCCGACUUAGUUCCUGCUUUAGUUUUUUUGCUUUAUUUUUAUUACAUACAUAUUUCCCAUUAAAAUGCAUUAGUGUGAAGAAGUAGUAUUGUAAAGUCAGGAUUUCUGUAAUGUUUAUUAUACUCUACUAAACUUUUUUGUAAUUGGACCACAUAGCGCAUGCCCAUACUGUUAGAACUCUGACUUGUAUCAAUCUUGUAUCAGUUUAAUAUGUGGAAUAAAUUUGCAAAACUGUGUUUGCCUUAUUAUACCUA
Amyelois transitella is the source of this 3186-nucleotide messenger RNA. RefSeq names its product heterogeneous nuclear ribonucleoprotein R (gene Syp). Gene Ontology annotation, molecular function: mRNA binding. Gene Ontology annotation, cellular component: nucleus; ribonucleoprotein complex. NCBI's taxonomy places the organism in Eukaryota, Metazoa, Arthropoda, Insecta, Lepidoptera, Pyralidae. The record is from RefSeq and is a predicted model, not a curated record. The coding region runs from base 544 to 2364 and encodes 606 amino acids. The transcript has 16 exons.